Pieris macdunnoughi is the source of this 2847-nucleotide messenger RNA. The record is from the annotation of a GenBank genome assembly. NCBI's taxonomy places the organism in Eukaryota, Metazoa, Arthropoda, Insecta, Lepidoptera, Pieridae.
AUGGCAGGUGUAGAACAGCCUUGUUAUACUUUAAUUAAUUUCCCAACCGACUCUGAGCCCUACAAUGAGAUGCAACUUAAGAUUGAUCUGGAAAAAGGUGAUAUCAAAAAGAAAAUUGAAGCUUUAAAGAAGACAAUUGGCAUAAUUUUAUCUGGUGAAAAAAUACCAGGUCUUCUGAUGAUUAUCAUUCGAUUUGUAUUGCCACUGCAAGACCAUACAAUAAAGAAGUUGUUAUUGAUCUUUUGGGAGAUUGUCCCAAAAACCUCACCAGAUGGCAAACUCUUACAAGAAAUGAUUCUUGUAUGUGACGCGUAUAGAAAGGAUCUUCAACAUCCAAAUGAGUUUCUUCGUGGUUCAACACUUCGCUUCUUAUGUAAGUUGAAAGAACCAGAAUUGCUGGAGCCUUUGAUGCCUGCAAUCAGAGCUUGUCUUGAACAUAGACAUUCAUAUGUGAGGAGAAAUGCUGUCCUUGCUAUAUUUACAAUCUUCAGGAACUUUGAGUUUCUCAUCCCUGAUGCCCCGGAACUUGUGGCUAACUUCCUGGAAGGUGAACAGGACAUGUCUUGCAAGCGUAAUGCGUUCCUCAUGCUGUUACAUGCUGACCAAGAGAGGGCACUGUCCUAUCUCUCCUCAAGACUGGACAGUGUUCAUGGAUUUGGUGAUAUCCUGCAAUUAGUCAUUGUAGAAUUAAUCUAUAAGGUGUGCCAUGUGAACCCAAGCGAGCGUUCCCGUUUUAUUCGUACAGUGUACGGUCUUCUGAAUGCACCAAGUGCCGCUGUGCGUUAUGAAGCUGCUGGCACACUCAUCACAUUAUCCAACGCCCCUGCUGCACUUAAGGCAGCGGCAGCUUGCUACAUUGAACUCAUAGUAAAGGAAAGUGACAAUAACGUGAAGCUAAUAGUGGUGGGGAAGUUGAGUGCGCUUCGGGAGGUGGGAGGCGCGGCUGCAGCCAGGGCUUUGCCUGAUCUAGCAAUGGAUGUCCUGAGAGUACUGGCGGCUUGUGAUCUUGAUGUUAGGCGUCACACCUUGCAUCUUGCUUUGGAAUUGGCGACGCCCCGUCACGCAGAAGAGCUGGUGAGCGUUUUGCGCAAGGAAUGUGCGCGCGCGCACAGUGCAGAGCACGAGGACGCUACUAAGUACCGACAACUGUUGGUUCGCGCUAUGCAUCGCGCUGCUAUCAAGUUUCCGGAAGUAGCUGGUAGCGUGGCACCAGCGAUGAUGGAACAGCUGGGUGAAGGUGGAGAAACUGCAGCUCAAGAUGUGAUGCUGUUCCUAAGGCAUGCACUUCACUCCUUCCCUGAUCUGCGGUCUACUAUAUAUGAGAAACUUCUGGAAUCCGUGAAAAAUAUCCGGGUGGGAAAGAUAGCCCGAUCAGCUCUUUGGCUGGUAGCGGAGUUCGCGGACACACCGGAGAGAGCAGCCGCUGCACUUGAUGUACUAGCUGAGUUACUGCCAGCUGACAACGGAGAAGCUCAAUCGGAAGAGGCCAGCAAGCCAGAGGCACCACGUCAACUGGUGACCAGUGAUGGGGCUUAUGUCACUCAAUCCGCCUUCAGUGUACAGCAGCCGUCCACCACAACAUCCACCAAAAACGGUCUCUCAGAAGCAGUGAGGUCGGGUGAGAGUUUCACUGCGGCGUGCGCCUGUUCUGCGCUGUGUAAGCUCGCUCUGCGCCUAGAAGAUCCCCAGCAGAGGCUUCGUGCUCUGCUCUUGGCUGCACAGCUGGUAGCUUACCAUAAGCUUGAUGCAAAUGAAACCGGUGGUCUAACAACGGACGAUAUUGAGCACGCGGCGUUGUGCGCACGCGCAGGUCUGGAGCAGUCGGGAGUAGUGCGGAGUGCUCUAUUGCAGGGAUCUCGUCGGGCUCUCGCUGCCCUUCUUGCAUUACCUGAUCGCGCAUUGCCGGAUAUCAUGCCUGAUGUUGAGCACGAGCAGACAGAAAAGAAGACUGAGCGUAAAGUGGAGAUUGAACAAGGCAUCUCCUUCGGGAUGUUGGCUGGAGCCACUGCGCCUCAACAACACGACAUGUUCGAGCUGUCUCUUAGCAAGGCUGUGCAGGGUCGCACAGCUCCAAGCAGCGCAAGCGCAGGUUCGCUGUCCCGCGUUCGUCAGUUGACUGGUUUGUCGGAUCCGGUGUACGCGGAAGCCAUUGUAUCUGUCAACCAGUACGAUAUCGUAUUGGACGUACUCGUCGUCAAUCAGACAGACGACACCCUUCAAAACUGUACCGUGGAGUUGGCAACACUGGGAGAGUUAAGACUAGUGGAGCGCCCGUCACCUCUCGUAUUGGCUCCGCGAGACUUUGCCACUAUCCGCGCACACGUCAAGGUUGCCUCUACUGAGAAUGGAAUUAUUUUCGGCAAUAUUGUAUAUGAAGUGAGUGGCGCAUCGUUGGACCGCGGUGUGGUUGUCCUGAACGACAUACACAUAGACAUAGUGGACUACAUUCACCCAGCUGGCUGCUCUGAUGCUGACUUCAGACGCAUGUGGGCCGAGUUUGAGUGGGAGAAUAAGGUAUCCGUGAACACAACUGUUACUGAUCUUCGGGUAUACUUGGAUCAUUUGUUAGCCUCCACCAACAUGAAGUGUCUUACACCGGAUAAGGCUCUAUCCGGUCAAUGUGGAUUUAUGGCGGCCAAUCUGUACGCACGAUCGAUAUUCGGAGAAGACGCGCUCGCGAACCUAUCUAUUGAGAGUCCCCUACAUCGGACGAACGGGCCCGUUGUUGGACACGUGCGGAUACGAGCUAAGAGCCAGGGUAUGGCACUCAGUCUCGGUGACAAAAUCAACUUAAUGCAGAAGUCACCUCAGCAGAAGCAAACGGAAAACCCCAUUCCCGCCGCAUAA